CACCUACCUCCGUUAGCUUUCCCUCUCUCCUCAAAAACCCAAAGCCGCCACCCAAUGGAAGAAUGGUCAAGCUUUCUCUCCUCUCUUCUUCCACUCAUCUCCUUUCUUUCUGUAGAAAACUUACUGUCCAGACCUUAACCAGAAGAAGUCUUUGUUCUAGUUCGACCACCACCAUGUCCAUAAACCUACAGUCCCAUGCCUUUGCUGGCAAUCCUCUGAUACCCAAGACACCAAAAUCAAGUGACCCAUUUUCACCAACCCAAGCCUAUGAGACCCUCAAAACCCAACUUUUAGACAAUACCCACUUGCCCUCUUCUCUCAGUUUCAAGGUUUUGCCCUUCAGAAAGGGCAGGCCUUUGGCCUCCUCUACUGGUGGGACCAGUGAUUCCACACCAAAUUGGCAUCUGGGUUGGAUCAGUUUGUCCGAGUGUAAAGGUUUAUUGGCCAAUUCUGGGGUUGAGCUGAGUGGAGAAUCGCUGGUCUAUCUGGGUUCGCGGUCGGAGGAUGAUGUCGUUUAUUGGGCCAUUGAUGUUUCUGGUGAGAGUAGCUUGGUUCCUGAAUUGGGUAGCAAGCAAUUAUGUUUUGUUGAGCUACGAACGCUUAUGGUGGCUACUGAUUGGGCUGAUGCCCGGUCUAUGGGGGAGUUGGCUAUUGCUGGUCAUGCCAGGGCUUUGCUAGAAUGGCAUAAUAUAUCACUAUUUUGUGGACAUUGUGGAGGAAAAACAGUCUCCAAGGAAGCUGGGAGGCGGAAGCAAUGUUCAAAUGAGCUGUGCAGAAAGAGGGUCUACCCUCGUGUUGAUCCGGUUGUCAUAAUGUUAGUCAUUGAUAGAGAGAACGAUCGUGUUCUGCUAAGCAGACAAUCUCGAUUCGUACCUCGAAUGUGGAGUUGCUUAGCUGGUUUUAUAGAGCCAGGAGAAAGCUUAGAAGAAGCAGUGAGGAGAGAAACAUGGGAGGAGACCGGUAUUGAAGUAGGAGAAGUUGUAUAUCAUAGCUCUCAGCCAUGGCCUGUUGGACCAAAUAGCAUGCCAUGCCAGUUGAUGGUUGGGUUCUAUGCAUAUGCAAAAUCGCUUGAACUAAAUGUGGACAAGGAAGAGUUGGAAGAUGCUGAGUGGCACAGUAGAGAAGAUGUCAAAAAAGCUUUAGCAUAUGCUGAAUACAGGAAGGCACAGCAAACAGCGGCAUCAAAGGUAGAACAGAUGUGCAAGGGGGUUGAGAAAGGGCAGAACUUUUCUGCAGACUUCAAUGUGGAAAGUGGUGAACUUGCACCCAUGUUUAUACCCGGGCCAUUUGCAAUUGCCCAUCACCUCAUCUCUUCUUGGGUCUAUCAGGAUGCAGGUGAUAGUGUCGCAGCACGUCUAAAACAACCUAGUGGUUCUACUUCGAAUUUGUAACAGUGCAUAAAUUCAUUUCAUCCAUAAUCCAAAAUCCUGGAUGAACUAAAUGUCUUGUCAUCACCAAAUAAGCUCAGAUAUAUUCUAAUUCUGAUGGUUUAGGGUUAUUGGCAUUUCAAAAUAUUUUUUUUCUUUCCCAAGAUUCCCAUUAUUUCAUCCUUGUAAUAUAGUUUAUGUUGGAUUUUUAUUCAAUCCUACAUGUAACUCACAUAUGUAUGUGUAUGUAUUUCAACUGUUUAUGAUAUAUUUCAAAUCAUUGCCGGUUGUGGCAAAAGGGGGAGAAUAAACCACCCGGAAGUUGAUUUUACCCUAAGUUUCAAUGAAA
Prunus dulcis (almond) is the source of this 1716-nucleotide messenger RNA. Its product is annotated as nudix hydrolase 19, chloroplastic. The coding region runs from base 63 to 1391 and encodes 442 amino acids. Lineage: Eukaryota; Viridiplantae; Streptophyta; Magnoliopsida; Rosales; Rosaceae. Gene Ontology annotation, cellular component: cytosol. The transcript is spliced from 6 exons. Gene Ontology annotation, molecular function: NADH pyrophosphatase activity; metal ion binding. The record is from RefSeq and is a predicted model, not a curated record. Gene Ontology annotation, biological process: NAD+ catabolic process; NADP+ catabolic process.